AUGACUACUACGGUGCCAGCAGUUUUUGCAUUCCAUGAGUUUGCAGGUGUAGCAGAAGCGGUUGCUGAUCAUGUUGUUCAUGCACAGAACCAUGCAUUGGCAAAGGGAACUAAGGAUCGGAAAUUGUCUUUUGGUAAUAGCCUCAAUGGCGAAAAGGAUGUAAGCCGUGUGUCGUCUACGAGAAGUAUCAUCAACGUUCCUAAGGAUAAGAAGAGUAAAAAGGAAAAAGAGGUUAGAUUUAAAAUUGCCUUAUCAGGAGGAUCACUAAUUCAAGUGCUUCACGAAGGUUUAUUAAAGAGAGAUGAUGUUCAAUGGGGGAAAUGGGAUAUCUAUUUUGCAGAUGAAAGGCUGGUUCCAUUUGAAUCUGGUGAGAGUAAUUUUGGUCAAGCAAAGAGGAAAAUUUUUGAUUUGAUUGAUGUGGAGAAAUACGGUAAACCCAACGUGUUCCAUGUAAACGAGAAGUUAAUUUCAGAUCCUCAAGAGUGUGCGGAUAAUUACGAGAAGGUUUUGAUAAAGGGUUUUGCAGGUAGAGAUUCUGUAAAACUACCGAUGUUUGAUCUACUCCUGCUGGGAUGUGCACCCGAUGGACAUAUUGCAUCGCUUUUCCCCAAUUUCCAAGAGAAUUUACGUGAAAAAUUAGCAUGGGUUGUCCCUGUAGAAAAUGCGCCAAGUGGGCCUUCCAAUAGAAUAUCGUUAACAAUACCUGUGAUCUGUCAUUCCCAUAGGGUGACGUUUGUGGUAGAAGGUGCGACAAAGGCACCUGUAGUUAAAACAAUUAUGGAAAGACCUGAGAAGGGUUUACCGAGCAGUAUCGUCAAUGAAGGGGCCGCAGGUCGUGUAUCUUGGUUUGUCGAUGAUGAUGCUCUAACUGAUGUUUUUGUAACGAAGAAGAAGUACAAGUUUUGCUGUGAUAGCUAA
Molecule: messenger RNA, 918 nt
Organism: Zygosaccharomyces rouxii
Lineage: Eukaryota; Fungi; Ascomycota; Saccharomycetes; Saccharomycetales; Saccharomycetaceae
Product: 6-phosphogluconolactonase
Exons: 1
Coding region: 1-918 (305 amino acids)
Biological process (GO): carbohydrate metabolic process; pentose-phosphate shunt
Molecular function (GO): 6-phosphogluconolactonase activity
Source: RefSeq, a predicted model, not a curated record